This is a messenger RNA of Apaloderma vittatum (bar-tailed trogon), 1668 nucleotides long. RefSeq names its product interleukin 20 receptor, alpha (gene IL20RA). The record is from RefSeq and is a predicted model, not a curated record. The coding region runs from base 55 to 1668 and encodes 537 amino acids. Lineage: Eukaryota; Metazoa; Chordata; Aves; Trogoniformes; Trogonidae. The transcript has 6 exons. Gene Ontology annotation, molecular function: interleukin-20 binding.
GAGUUGUAUUGUUCUUUGCCUAACCCUAGGAAUGUCCAUUUUGAAUCUGUAAACAUGAAAAAUGUCCUUCACUGGUCAGCACCAGAAGGCACAGGAGAUGGGGUACUCUACAAGGUGAAGUACUCAGUAUAUGGUGUUGGCAAAUGGAUUAGAAAGCCAGAAUGCAGGAAUAUCAACAGAACAUGGUGUGACCUCUCCGAUGAAACCUCUGACUAUGAAGACCAAUACUAUGCAAGCGUUAAAGCCUUCCUAAAUGGGAAGUGCUCAGACUGGAUAGAGACUACGAGAUUCAACCCCCUUACAGACACUAAAAUUGAUCCACCCGUGGUAAGUGUAUCUUCUACUGAGAAAUCUAUUUCGAUCUUUCUGACUGCUCCUGAGAAGUGGAAGAGGAGCCCUGAGGGAGAAUCCAUAUCUCUACUUCAAGUGUAUCCUGGCCUGCAAUAUAACGUGUCCAUCCUCAACAAAAAAACAAAGAAGCGGUGGUUCUUCUCCAUCAGCAACAACACCUUAGUUGUGCCGCAGUUAGAACCUGACACGGUUUACUGUGUCAGCGCACAGAUACAUGUCAUCACACCACUUCUGCACAGUGGUUUCUCCAAAGAAUAUUGCAUUGCUACCCUGAAAGAUAAAACGGCAGCUGAGACUAUAACAAUCCUAUUUGGAUAUGUUCUGCCUAUCAUGCUGGCUGUCCUUUUUAUUUCAAUGACAUGCUAUUAUGUGCACAGGUAUAUUCACAUCAGCAAACAGAAACAUCCAACAAACCUGGUAUGGCACUACACUGACAAAUGCAAGGAAAUGGUUUUCAUGCCACGUGAGAAAAUAGUCAUCAACCUUAUCACCGUUAAUGUGGAUGAGAAUAGGCCAUCUCAGGAAUCCAAUCAUCAAUCAGAAAGGAAACCUCCCCAUUAUUAUACUGUUUACAAUGGCACUGAAGGGAAGGAUUUGCCCUCAGAAGAAACACUGGAAACAAAACACUUGCUUGAUAUUUCACAUGAAGAGAAUACUUUAGCAGAUGGGGACCAAAGUGAGAACUGGCCAUCUUAUGGCCAGCCUGGAACAAAGAACACUUUAAGACAGGAAAACACAGGGACAGUAGAGUAUGAACAUGAUUUAAGGACUGAAGACUUCAGUCACAGUCAGAAACGCGAAGAGAAGACUUGUGUGCCCAGGGAACUCCUAGGUGAGCCACAGAUUGCUUUGGGCGACUUGGUUAAUAGGGAAAUAGGACAGCUGUAUUGUCCCCAGCUAGAGGCGAGGGUAGCAGAUCCUCCUUCGGGACAGAAAAUAGAGAAACUUAAUUUGAAGAUGGUUGAUCCAGCAGACAGGGAGGCCCAUAUCAACUUGGUGGACUUGGAGACUGAAAAAAUUGGGCAGACAUCCUAUUGUCAGCUGGAAAAACUAGCGCAGGGCCUCACAGAGAAAGGGGGUGAACAGGUCAUAUUAGUAGAUUGGGAUCCUCACACUGGAAGACUGUAUAUUCCUACCUUGUCCAGUGUUGAGAAUGAAGUGUGUGAAGGAAUGUUAAAGUGUGAUGAUCCUGACAAAGAGGGAAUUUUGUCCAGACUGUAUGAGAAAGAGGUAUCUGAUGAGUCAUCAGAGGACCAAGAAACGUAUCUCCUGCAAUUCAAGGAACAAUGGGGACUGCACGUAGAAAUGGAAGACUGA